This is a messenger RNA of Paramecium sonneborni, 1569 nucleotides long. NCBI's taxonomy places the organism in Eukaryota, Ciliophora, Oligohymenophorea, Peniculida, Parameciidae. The record is from the annotation of a GenBank genome assembly.
AUGGAUGAAUUAGAAAUGAAAUAUUAGGAUUAGAUUAAUACUUUAUAAAAGGCUAUAAAGACACAAAAUGAUGUACUUAUCAAUAAGAUUUAAACAAUAAUAAAUUAAUCAACUUUGGAAGUGUUUCAAACUCUAGAAAGAAACUUUGCUGAAUUUAGAUAGAAUUAUAGAGAAAUAAGAGAUUUUAAAGAGUAGAAUAGUCACUUCGUUAAUUAUUCAUACUUAUGGGAAGAAAUAUAGAACUAUGCAAACUUAAAUUUGAGAAGUAAUCUCUAUAUAUUUAUAUAAUGUUUAGCUUUGAGAGAAUAAAUUUCAAAUUCAAUUGGUGGUUUAUAAGAAAUUAAAUAAGCUACAAAUGAUGAUUAAUAAGUAUCAUCAUUAUUAGAUGUUAUGUAACUAUUAUUGAAGGCUGCAGAAUUAUAUAUGAAAAAUUUAAAGGAGGCCGUAUCAUUACCUAAUCCAAUUGCUUUGAAAGAUAAAUUCAAAUAAAUUUAAUAGGAAGUUGGAGGAUUUAAAGAUGGAAGAAUAGGUAGAACAUUAAAUAAACUUGAAAGUAUUUCAUUUAAAGAGAAUCAAACACUUAAUUGUAAUUAAAUAUUUGACAUAUUUCCAUUGUUGAACUCUAAUUAAAUGUUGAUUGCUACAUAUGAAAACGAAUUAUUUUUAUAUGAUGCUAAUUUGAAUUCACUUAUUCAAAGAAUUGAUUCAAUGAGAUAUGUACCAUGUUCUUGUUUACAAUUAUUUAAAGUAAAGGGAAAGAAUUUAAUACCUUCAAAUUUAAUGUUGUUAGGUGGAAGUGAAUUCGAUCCAAAUAUAUAUUUGUUUGAUUUGUAUUUUGGUAAAAAAAUAUAGACAUUUCCAGGACAUGAGAAAAGUGUAAGAUUUCUAUGUUAAUUGGGAGAUGUUAGUACAUUUGCAAGUUUAGGAAGAGAUUCUAAAAUGUUUUUUUGGAAUUUAAUAAAAGGAGAACCUCAUUAAAUAUUAUCAAUUCCUACAAUUGAGAUAAUUGAAAUGCAAUUAUAAAUAUCUACAAAAUGUAUCUAUACAUUAAGUAUAGAUGGUAGAAUAUGUAUAAUAAAAAUAUUUGAUGAUUCAUAAUCUUUUUAAAAAGGAGAAAUUGUAAAUUUGAUAGAACUUGUAUAAACAUCAAGUUUAUCUUAAAUGAUAAUUGAAGAAAGAUUAAGAGUAAUAUCUUUUAAUAAUGGAUGGCUGACUGGUUAGAAUUCAAUUAGAAUUUAUGAUGAGAUUCCUUUAUAAACAUCUAGAAAAAUGAAGAAAACAUUAGAAAUAGGAUUAGAGAGUGAGAUUUCAUAAUUAAAUACUAUAAUAACAAAAGAUUAAUUAAUAAUGAUUAGUAUUGAUAAAAGCAAUGGUAAAUUAAAUGCAUUUGUUAAUGGAUAAAAAAUAAAUAUAUUUUCUAAUGAAUAAUAGGAAGAUUUAGAUAAUAAACAGAAUAAGUAAUCAAGAUGGAAUAUCAAAUUAUUUACUAUAAAUGGGUAAUUAAAUUUAGUAAAGUUUGGAGAAAGCAAUUAAAUACAGAUUUAUGAAUUAAAAUAUCAAUAACUAUGA